Trypanosoma conorhini is the source of this 1938-nucleotide messenger RNA. RefSeq lists its product as uncharacterized. The transcript has a single exon. Gene Ontology annotation, cellular component: nucleolus. Gene Ontology annotation, molecular function: ATP binding; nucleic acid binding. NCBI's taxonomy places the organism in Eukaryota, Euglenozoa, Kinetoplastea, Trypanosomatida, Trypanosomatidae. Bases 1 to 1938 code for a protein of 645 amino acids. The record is from RefSeq and is a predicted model, not a curated record.
AUGUCGUCCUCUGAGCUUGCGGUGAAGCGGCUGCGGCGGCAGUGGGAGCCGGAUGAAAAGGCGUGGAACGACGAAGCGUUAGAGGUGCCAUGGGAGGAAAUGACGCCCCCGCUGCACAAGUCAACCAUCUUUGCACUUCGGAAUGUCUUCUUUUUCUCCCACGCCACGUCGGUGCAGACGCGCGCCAUUGACGUUUUCCGCACAUCUGGCAACAGUGCUGUGGUGGAGGCGCCAACAGGCAGUGGGAAGACGCUUGCCUUGCUGAUACCCAUGAUGGAGCGCACUGUGCGGGCGUGUGACGCGUACGUGGCCGAGCACGGCCGUCCGCUUCUCCGUCGCGACGUUAUCGGCAUCAUCGUCUCCCCCUCACGCGUCUUGGCGGAGCAGACCUUUGUCGUCGGACGCAACCUUGCCUCCCGCUACCCACACACGAUACGCUUCGUCCUCUGCGACGGGGCAAUACAGCCCGUCGGCGCCGUCCUAAACGGGCUACAGAAGGCGGCGCGUGGUGCGGGGACGUUUUUGGUGACGACACCGCACGACUUGACUGCGUUUAUUGCGGCAUGGGAGCGGGGCCGUGCCUCCGCCGAGGCAGCGGAUGACGUGCAGGAAUUGCUGGCUGCGCAGGAUGAGGAGACACGGCGGCGUUACUACGAGAAGCACGGCGGCAAAACGUCGUCUGGCGCUGACACGGGGAAUGCAGUGCAGCUGCGCGGGUGCCACCGUGAGCGGUUUGUGUUUGCGGUGGAUGAGGCGGACUUCGUGUUUCACGCCUCUGAGAUGCGAGACAUUGUCACUCGGUUUAUCGACACACACGCCUGGCGGGAGGAGCCGCCCGCAAAGCGGCGCAAACCGCUUCAUGCCACAUCCGCCUCACUCGACCGGAUCGCGAUGGAUGUGGCGUUCGUCGGUGCGACGGUCUCCACCUCACGGGAGCUGCAGGAGUACGCCGCCCACGUCAACGCCGCACUUGGGACGACGAUGCACACCGUGGUGCUGAACAGUUCGCAAAACUUCGUCACCCAGCUGCAAAACCGCUACGUGGUGUGCGAGGUGCACGAGUUUCUGCCUCUUUUGAUCCAACUGAUGAAUCUGCAUGCAUCGCGGAAGCACUUUAUUUUUUUCAACAGCGCCAAAACGCUACGAUUUGUGGAAAAGCUGUUCGCUGCACUGAUGAACAGCGAGUCUCGCCUGCUGUACAUCAAGCACACCUUCGUGAUGUACGAGGGCAUGAGUGAGCGGACGCGGCUCGAACAGUACAACGCCUUCCUUAACCACAAGACAAAUACGCAGGAAUCCGCAAAAAACAAGUCGCAAGCCUCGGCUCCCUCCGCAGCAGAGAAGAAGAAUCAAGUUUAUAGCAGUGGCUGGAAACGCGACGGACGGCCUCCGGAUGGAAAAGGUGCCAUUCUCCUUUGCACAGACAUGGCUGCAUUUGGGUUGGACGUGCGUGAUGUGGACUACGUGUACCACUUUGAACCCCCAGCCACUGUGCAGUCCUACGUGCACCGCAUUGGUCGUGUCGGGCGUAUGGGAAUGCGUGGCAGUAGUAUUCUGCUCUUGCCAUGUUUUAGCAAUGAAAAUGCAUUGGCCUCUGCACGAGAGCGCAAGACGACGAGUACCCGCUUCAACACCGUUACCAACACAAAGUUCUCAACCGCUGAGCUGCAGAGUGUGCGUAUGACAGCGGAGGAUCUUACAGAGGAGCAAAGCGGCUACUUGGGCGAAUUGUGUGAACGCAGCGAAUUACAGUCGUAUUCACUGCCUCCUUUUGCGCCCAUAACCUCAACCAUUCGAAAUAUCAUCUCCCAACAAAAAAAACUUCUGAAGUUGGCACAAAUUGCCGCCAUUUCCAUGUGCACCGUGCCGCAGGAUGCAGAGAAUGCAAAAGCCUGGUUUGACCCCAAAUUGGCACUUCACGCUCUUCUACUCGAUUAA